Messenger RNA from Cuscuta epithymum, 10790 nucleotides. NCBI's taxonomy places the organism in Eukaryota, Viridiplantae, Streptophyta, Magnoliopsida, Solanales, Convolvulaceae. The record is from the annotation of a GenBank genome assembly.
GAGUGCGGCUGGUCGGAAGGUCCCCGUCUAUGUCCCAUGAUUGAUCUCGUGAAGAGUGUGGCUUGCUGUUGGUCGCCGUUGGCCGAAUAAUGAAAGGGAUCGGAAGGUGGGGGAUUGAAUUAAAGGAAUUAAUUAAUUGAUACGGAGUAUGGGUUGGUGGCCGUAAACUGUCCUUAUUGAAGAUACUAUUAUACUCCCUCCGUCUCCUUAAAUUUGUUCCGUUUUACUUUUUUCGUCCGUCCCAUAUCAUAUUAGGUAAUGUUUGAAUCGCUUGAAUCCCGUUUUACUUUAUUCAUUAUCCUUUGUUUCUUUUAGUACAUUUGUGCAAUAUAUUUGUUGCAAAACUAUCGUACAUUGACAUUAUUUUACAAAUAAUAUGAUAUGAUUUUUUGCUCCGCGCAUCGCACGGGUGAGAAUCUAGUUAGUACUACCGAGGAAACAAACUUCUACCUCCAUAAGCAUUUUGUGCAUGGAAAAUACAUUUGUGGUAAAAAUUAGUCCACACAAAGUAUUGAUUGUGUCAGGAGAAGAGAUAUGAGCCUGUGAUGUUUUUAUAGUAUUUAAAUUUUGGUGAAAACUCUAGUACCUUUUUAAAAAACGGGGUACCGUACCUACUAUUUGAUUAGAUCACAUCACUUUAUCUUUUUUAAUUUAGAUUUAAAUAAUUCAACUGCUACAUUCUCAUUGGUCCAUGUGGACAAAGGUAUGGUACCUUAUGGGUACCAUAGAAUCUACCUUAAAUUUUCACGUUUAAAUUUUCACAUUUUUUCUCGAAGACGUGAAUUAGAUUCAUGAGAAAGUAGGGCCCAUGGAAUGCUCAGCCACGGGAAAAACAUUGUGGUGAUUCAAAAUCACUGGUGCAAUGUCAGGGCCGGCCCUAAAAAAUUGAAGGCCCUGUUCAAAAAAAUAUUAGAGGCCCUAGUAUUUAUUACAAAAAAUAAUGUUAAUAAUACAAUAAAAAAUCAAAAUUUUUAAAAUGCAAUUCUGAUCUACUUGAUGAAGUAAACACCAAGACUAUCAAAAUUACAUUCAAAAUUUUUAACUUCAACUACACUUAUUUAAACAAUGCUUUCUUUCUAAAACUUUUUGAAAUAAAAUCUCCAAUAAUGUCUUGAUAUGUUAUAGAGUAUUAGUAAAUGUUAUAGAGUAUUAGUAUUUGUACUUAUAAAUUAUAGUACUCCGUAAUAGAUAUAAUAUAUGUUAUCAUUUUUAUUUUGAUUAAUAAUUAGAGAGCAAGAACUAGCAAAAUUAGUUUGACCCAAACAAUUUAUUACAAAAGGUAUUAGGAUGCUUAAAGAGAACAAUAGGCAAACAGUUGUGCUUAGUCUGAUGGUAGAGGCGCAGUUAUAAUCUUAAGAGGUCUUAAGGAUCGAUUCUUGGGUGCAACUGUUUUCCGAUUUAUGACUGGGUUUUUAAUCUUUUCCGGACCUAACCCGGAUUGGGCCAAACAGAGUAGCAAACACGCUUCAUAAAACUGACCGGAUUGGGCCUAGUAAUAAUAUUAUUAAAAAAUGGAGGCCCUCUUAGGAUUAGAGGCCCUGUGCAGGUGCACCAGUUGCACCUGGGCCGGGCCGGGCCUGUGCAAUGUAGAUAAAUAGCAUGAUGCAAGAUCAUUAUAAGGACCAGAACAUGCAUGACGAGUCACUACCCGACGUGUCUGCCAUCCGGGCAUCAUGAGUCUCGUGUCAUUACUACGGUUUGCAGACAGCUUCACCGUUGUAAGUUUAUACUACGUAUUAAUUUAAUUUUAAAAUAUACUACCUCCGGUUUUUUUAAUCUUCACAGUUUGACUUCACACAAAAUAAGGAAAGAAAUUUGACUUUACUGUAGAGUACACUGUUUGGCACUGUAGAGACACUGUUUGGCACUGUUGAGACACUGUUUGGCACUGUUUUGAUGUAGAUUUCUUUGCCAAAAAAGGAAAUAAGGAAGUGUGAAGUUUAUUUUAGACCAUCCCAAAAAGGAAAGUGUGAAGUUUAUUAAAAAACCAGAGGGAGUAUUUUAAUAUCAUCAUAUAAUACAUUAAUCCCUAUGUAAUUUUUGUGUGAUUUAGAAACCAACUUAAAAGGGCGUAUGUAAAUUUUUGGGCAAACUCAACACAUAUGUAAUUUAAGAAAAAAGAUACGAGGAUGUGCCGUGCGAAAAUUAAAAUAAUUUUCCUAAGAGAAAAUUGUCCAACAUAGGACUAAAACUCAACCUUUUUCCCAAAAUAAGAUCACAUGCAUGUUUUUCCCUAAAUAGGAGUAAUCUUAUCUUUUUUACCCCUAAUUCUAUUUAAUUAAUUGAUUGAUCUAAAUAAUUGCUCCCAUAAUUUCCUUGCACAACCAAGACAGUCCGUCGGUGGCGGCAGAACUCCGGCAGCCGGUCGGCGCCGGCGAACUCUGGUGAUACACUUGUAAUUUCCGUAUGUAUGUUUACGUUUUUAGCUAGUUUUGGUUGUUUAGUAUUUCGGAAAUUACACACUUUUGGUGUAAUAGUUUAGUUUGUUGAAUUCUUGUAAUUUGUUUAGAUUAGGGUCAUUCUGAGCUCAAACAGGUCUACCAUCACUCAAAGGACAGUUGGUGAACCCCAAAAGUGGAAGGAAGGUGCAAAAUCACAAGAAAAAAGGGAAAUCCUGAUUUUGGUCUAUACUCGGUCGAGUAUUACCUAUACUCGAUCGAGUAUAAGGUUGAAACUUCAAAUCGGAUCGGAUCCGAGGACAAAGGAACAUGCCGGGAAGAUUUUGGCCACGAUUUAGUGUCUAUACUCGAUCGGGUAGACCGACAUACCCGAUCGAGUAUGCCUUUGAGUUUAAACCCGAAAUCGGUCGAGUAUGGCUCGAAUAUCACUUUCUGCACAUACUCGACCGAGUAUGAACAUAUACUCGAUCGAGUAUACCUCGAAUCUGGUAUUUCUACACAUACUCGAUCGAGUAUCUGUAUAUACUCGAUCGAGUACCCGAGCCUGCACCUCAAAAAGCCUAUAAAUACACCUCCUUUCCUUCACUUUAGAGAACCAAUUCCUUUAUACUCUUAAGCUCAGUUUAGAAUAGCAUUUCUUUAUAUUUCUUUUAGCAUGUUUAGUCUCCAAAUGAGGAGCUAAACUUCCAUUUCUUGGUAUUGCUCUUGAAGCUUGUUGAUUAUUAAAGUUGUGAGUUAUUUUCUUAACUUCUUUCCUUGAAUAUUAAUUCUUUCUUCAAAUGCUAUUUCUAUAUCAAUGUUGGGGAGUGUUGCUAAGAUGACAAUUAGUUAACAUCUUGACAUUAGUUAUAGUAAUAGUCAUUUCUUCCUCUAUGUUAAUAUUGGGGAGUGUUACUAAGAUGACAAUUAGUUAACAUCUUGAUAUUAACUAUAGUAGGAUUCAUCUUCUUUAAUAUUCUUCCUUGAGUAUCAAUUAAUUCCUAUUCAUAUUUCAUAUUAAUAUUUUGAACAUUACUUAAAGGAUCAACUAGUUUUGUUUCAUAUAUUAAUUACUACUAGAUACGAUCAACGAACCAAUGGUUAAUCGUUGAUAGUUUCACAAGUAAGUAACUUCGGUCUAUUAAUGCACGGUUGUGGUUAAUAGAUUUAAGAGGAGUUAAUUGUGUUGGUUAAACCAAAACCGCUUGUGUUGAGGUUAUCGAUCUCAAUUGAUUUCAUCAAGGAGUUAAGCGAUUAAAUGCUACUAUCAAGUCGGUAUACGGCGCUUGUUCUAUACUUGACUAAUAGUAAGGGUUAUUAAUGAACGGUCGUUGUUAAUAACUAUCCUCGAUGAAUUGGAUAUACUCCUCGAUUGAGUAUUCGAGAGGAGAUAAGUUAUAGAUAUAACAAUGAUCGACUAAAAUAUAUCAACAAGUGUAAAAUAGCAAUACCAAGUAUCUUUUAUCUUUAAAUUAAACCACAUAACUCGUUCAUCUUCGUGUUCAAUUUUAAUUAAAUCACUCAAUCAAAACCCCCCUUUAUCUACUAGUUACAUAAAAAGAAGAGUUAUUCCUUUCCCUGUGGAUACGAACUCUACUUCACCUAUACUACGUAUAAGUGCUAGUGUUGAAUUUAUUUUGAGUGCACUCACGACAAAGUGCACGUCAAAUUUGGCGCCGUUGCCGGGGAAAGGCAAUUAUUUUUCUUUUUAUUUUAUCUCAUAAAAAUCAAAAACAAAAAAAAAACAAAAAAAAAAACAAAAUCUUACUUUUCUAUUUUCUGAGCUUACAUGAGUAUAUGGAUACCAACAUAUCAUCCCUAGAGAGGCAAAUUUCCGUCUUAACUUCUCUAAUAAAGGAGUUUAUUUCAUGUUCAAAAUCUCAAGAUGUCCAUACAUGCAACAUUUGCAUGUCACACAGACAUCUUACGGAUUUUUGCCCAGAACUUCAAAAAGAAUACUUUGAACAAAGGAAUGAUGUUGGUUUCCAAGAGAGGUAUGAUUCAUUCUCCAACACAUAUAACCCAUACUCAAGUUCUUAUUCUAGCAUGUCCACUGAAGACAUGAUCCGAUCUCUCACUAUCAAUGUGACAAAUAUGCAACAAAAUGUGUCACAAUGCCCGCAAGAAACAAUGUCCAACGAACAGAACUUGGACAAUCAAGCGCAACAAAUGCCAAGCAUUGUGAACCACAUGAGCGAGGAGGAGGAAGAAGAGGAGAAUACGGAGAAAGCUCAACUGGAGGAGGAACCUCAAAACUCAACUCAACCAUCGGCCAUUCCUGAGAUCAUGCCACCAAUUCCGGAGGCUCUAAAUGAAACACAAAGGGUGGAGAAGGACAAAGAUAUCUAUGAAAUCUUCCGCAAUUGUGAAUAUAAUUUAGACUUCUCUUUGUUCACAAAUAAGCAAGGAAUAACGGUGGAGUUGCACAAAUAUUUCAUACUCCCUCUUAUACCACCCGAAUCAAAACCCCUUCCAUUGACCAUGCUUAGAGAAAAUCAUGGACCCUCACUCUCACAAUAUGAAGCGAUACAAAUCCGGAUAUUUGAUCCCGGAAAGAUUGUCCAAAUAGAGGGUCGAAAAAUAUUGUAUUUCUAUAAGAGUCACCCGGGUGAAAAUUUGAAGAAGAUGAAGUAUCACGAUCCAAGCUUGAACGAUUGAACACAAUGAUGGCGUCGUGCCGCGACGUUAAAUUAGGCGCUUCUUGGGAGGCAACCCAAGCAAGGUAUGUUUUCUUUUCAGUUUAUUUCAGUAUGUGUGCGUGUGUAAAAAAAAAAAAAAAAAAAGUGUAUCUGGGGACAUACCCGAUCGCGUAAUCUUCCAUACUCGGUCGGGUAUGGGUAAAAAUAGGGAGAACUGAGUUCCAUACUCGAGCGAAAUGGUCAGUAUUUUAAACAUUGGAGGCAUACUCGAUCGAGUAUCAGUAAUACUCGGUCGAGUAUGUCCAGAAAGGCAAAUCCAAAAAGAGCCUGUUUCCAGCACUCGAUCGAGUAUGGACAUAUACUCGGUCGAGUAUGUCUGGAAAAUCAACCUACCAGACCCUGUCUUGAAGGCCCGAUCGAGUAUUAAGCCAUAUUCGAUCGGGUAUUACUGGAAAACUUCAUACUCGAACCCCUGUGUUGAGUAUCCGAUCGGGUAAAUCUGCAACUUAACCCCAAAACACUCCCCAAAACACUUCAUCUUCUCCAGACACCCAUACCAACCUCGACCCCUUCUCCCCAAAACUCCAUUUUUCUACCUUCUCUCUACCAUAUCUCCAUCAUUUCCCCACCAAAACACCCACAACCCACCAAAAAUCAAAAUCACCCUACUCCACAAACAACAAAAGCCGAAAUUGGGCACUAGGGACAGUGCUUGAACUAAGUGUGGGGGAGGAGACUCAUCAUGGGUAUGUAAUCUUAUUUUCUACCUUUUACUACGCAUGAACUUCUCUAAAAAAAAAACAAAAAAAAAAUGAAGAAAAGAAAUGCUAGUUAGGUUGAAAACCCAACAAAAUGGGCAAUCUAAGCAAAAAAAGGCUUGUGAAAAAUGAUGAGUGAGUUGGGAGAAUGGAAAAUGAAAAGAGAUGCUAGGAUGAAAACCUGAAAAGGCUCCUAGGCAAAAUGAGAGAUAUGAGAGUAAUAUUUGUUUUUGCAUGCACUCAUUUAAUCUCUUUGGAGAAAAAGAGGAAGAAGAGAAGAAAAAGAAGAAAAAAAAAGGGCAAGAAGAUGGAGCAUAGAAGAUCAUUAAACCCUAGAAAGAAUGUUGUUGUAAAAACUCAUUUUUCCCCUGGUGGUCUUAGUUUCCUUCUUUCUUGAACUUUUGGAAAACUCUUAAACCGGUUGGAUGUUUCUGUUUUACUCGAGGUCGAGUAAAGAACUAAGUGUGGGGGAGUUGAUACACUUGUAAUUUCCGUAUGUAUGUUUACGUUUUUAGCUAGUUUUGGUUGUUUAGUAUUUCGGAAAUUACACACUUUUGGUGUAAUAGUUUAGUUUGUUGAAUUCUUGUAAUUUGUUUAGAUUAGGGUCAUUCUGAGCUCAAACAGGUCUACCAUCACUCAAAGGACAGUUGGUGAACCCCAAAAGUGGAAGGAAGGUGCAAAAUCACAAGAAAAAAGGGAAAUCCUGAUUUUGGUCUAUACUCGGUCGAGUAUUACCUAUACUCGAUCGAGUAUAAGGUUGAAACUUCAAAUCGGAUCGGAUCCGAGGACAAAGGAACAUGCCGGGAAGAUUUUGGCCACGAUUUAGUGUCUAUACUCGAUCGGGUAGACCGACAUACCCGAUCGAGUAUGCCUUUGAGUUUAAACCCGAAAUCGGUCGAGUAUGGCUCGAAUAUCACUUUCUGCACAUACUCGACCGAGUAUGAACAUAUACUCGAUCGAGUAUACCUCGAAUCUGGUAUUUCUACACAUACUCGAUCGAGUAUCUGUAUAUACUCGAUCGAGUACCCGAGCCUGCACCUCAAAAAGCCUAUAAAUACACCUCCUUUCCUUCACUUUAGAGAACCAAUUCCUUUAUACUCUUAAGCUCAGUUUAGAAUAGCAUUUCUUUAUAUUUCUUUUAGCAUGUUUAGUCUCCAAAUGAGGAGCUAAACUUCCAUUUCUUGGUAUUGCUCUUGAAGCUUGUUGAUUAUUAAAGUUGUGAGUUAUUUUCUUAACUUCUUUCCUUGAAUAUUAAUUCUUUCUUCAAAUGCUAUUUCUAUAUCAAUGUUGGGGAGUGUUGCUAAGAUGACAAUUAGUUAACAUCUUGACAUUAGUUAUAGUAAUAGUCAUUUCUUCCUCUAUGUUAAUAUUGGGGAGUGUUACUAAGAUGACAAUUAGUUAACAUCUUGAUAUUAACUAUAGUAGGAUUCAUCUUCUUUAAUAUUCUUCCUUGAGUAUCAAUUAAUUCCUAUUCAUAUUUCAUAUUAAUAUUUUGAACAUUACUUAAAGGAUCAACUAGUUUUGUUUCAUAUAUUAAUUACUACUAGAUACGAUCAACGAACCAAUGGUUAAUCGUUGAUAGUUUCACAAGUAAGUAACUUCGGUCUAUUAAUGCACGGUUGUGGUUAAUAGAUUUAAGAGGAGUUAAUUGUGUUGGUUAAACCAAAACCGCUUGUGUUGAGGUUAUCGAUCUCAAUUGAUUUCAUCAAGGAGUUAAGCGAUUAAAUGCUACUAUCAAGUCGGUAUACGGCGCUUGUUCUAUACUUGACUAAUAGUAAGGGUUAUUAAUGAACGGUCGUUGUUAAUAACUAUCCUCGAUGAAUUGGAUAUACUCCUCGAUUGAGUAUUCGAGAGGAGAUAAGUUAUAGAUAUAACAAUGAUCGACUAAAAUAUAUCAACAAGUGUAAAAUAGCAAUACCAAGUAUCUUUUAUCUUUAAAUUAAACCACAUAACUCGUUCAUCUUCGUGUUCAAUUUUAAUUAAAUCACUCAAUCAAAACCCCCCUUUAUCUACUAGUUACAUAAAAAGAAGAGUUAUUCCUUUCCCUGUGGAUACGAACUCUACUUCACCUAUACUACGUAUAAGUGCUAGUGUUGAAUUUAUUUUGAGUGCACUCACGACAAAGUGCACGUCAUUUGGCAAUUAAUUAACCCAAUCAAUUGCCCCCCCCCUAAUUUUCUUGCAUAACCAAGUUAGUCCGUAAGGCAGUCCGUUGGUAGCGAGACAGUCCGGUUGCGGUGGCAGCAGAUUCCGGCGACGGCAGGAAAAAGUCUAGAAAAAAAAUUUGGAAACUUUUCCGGCGGUGGCAGCAGAUGGUCGGAGGCAGGCAGUUGGCAGCAGUCCAGGGGAGACAAUCCAGGGGCAACAGUAGGGGUAUUUUGGUCCAAUCACACUAAAAAAUCUUAUUUAAGAAUGUUUAAACUAAGUGGUCAUAUUUUGGGGAAAAUGCUAUGUUUCAUUCCAAUUAGGGUAAAAAUCCAUUUUCCUAAUUUCAACAAACUUCUAGCUAUGUAAACAUGUGUACAAGUGUUUUGUUGUCUACUGCCACAUAAAUGCCCUGCUAGUAAUUAAUGUUUAAAUUUUCUUUCUAGUCAAUUAGAGCAUCUCGAAUGUUACAAUGAAAACGGUACACAUGUGGCAUGCUAAAAAUAAAUAUAAAUAAAUAAUACAAAGUACAUGGUAUGAUCGAAUAAAUACUUGAAUAUAGGAACGUAAUAGUUACCAAUUUGUUUGUACAGGCACUACGGUACCCGGUACAAUCGUGAGUAUGAGGACCGCACUUGGGAUUUGUUACGAUUGUACCGUAAUGCCUGGACACAUAAAUUGGUAACUAUUAAGUUCCUAUAUUCAAGUAUUUAUUCGAUCAUACCAUAUAUCUCGUAUUAUUUAUUUGUAUUUAUUUUUAGAAAAAAACAUCUGUCAAGUCAUGGUUAAGAAGUAGUCCUGGACAACUUGAGUACACGAUUCAUAUAUGGCGCAUUCAAUUUUAGUAAGUUGUCCACGACUGCUUCAUAGCCAUGACUUGACAGAUGUUUUUUCUAAAAAAAAUACAAUUAAGUAAUACGAAGUACAUGGUAUGAUCAAAUAAAUAUUUGAAAAUUGGAACUUAAUAGUUAGUUAUUUGUGUGUCCAGGCAUUACGGUACAAUCGUAACAAAUCCCAAGUGCGGUCCUCGUACUCACGAUACUGGGUAUGAGGAGAUAGUAUGCUAUGAUUUAUUUUUUCUCGCCAAUCAGAAUCAAUCGUGACGGUCGCGUCGAAAAUCAAUCAGCCCUCCUGGAGCUUGGACAAUGGGAUCAUUAUCAAUCUCCUUUUUUAAACUUGACAUAAACUCCAACCGUCCAUCGAUGUUCAGUAAAAAGGGAUGCAUCGCUAAUAGUCUCAAUGACGACGGCAACUUUUCAAAAACAAAAUGAGUAAUUUUAGUUUGGCUCAAAAUUCAUAAUUACCGUGCAUGUUAUAUAAAAGUAACAUUUAUGAUUGUUGGGGGUAUAGGAUCCCGGUCUAUUAUUAUUCCAGAGGUUCAAUACAACAACCCAUAUGAAACUUGGUCAGUGAGGUCCAGUUCGACCCAUUAGGACAGAAUUGUAUCCCCUCCCUGUUUCUAUAAAUGGGAGAUUUCUCUUCUAUUACAAUAAUUUCUUCUUGUCUCCGGUUCUAAUCUUUUCUCCACUUACCCAAAGUCAUGCAGGUUAAGGACUUUGGUCGUAGUGGAAGGACAAAAUGGACACACCUAGUCAAUGAAGACACAACUGACUGGAACAUCCCGUGGACUUGCAAUGAUACACUUUGGGGAAAGUAUAAUGCAAUGAUGGCUGCUGUAAACACACCUAUUGCAAAGCCCAAGGGGAAUAAGUUGAAGGACUGGGAAACGCGUUGAGGUUUAUGUUAUACUUUGUACAACAACAGAGUUUUUUGAGAAAGAGAAGCUGGAAAGAUAUAUGUGGUUCAUGAGUGUCUUACAGAUGAAGAUAAGAAAAUAGUGGUAGAGACUAGAGAGGCUUCUUUCUCAUCACCCUCAUUGUGAAGAUAAAAUUGGCUCGGCCUUGACUCAAUCAUGGUUGAUCAACAUCCCGAAUUCAGAGGGUCAAGGUGCCUGUUUGUGGUCAGAAUAGACGGUGUAUGGUAGAUUUCUCAUACCACAAGUGUCUCCGAGAAUAUGUCCGAAAUAAGUAUCUUUUGUAUGCCGAAAGAUUCAUUCUGAAACAUCUGAAGCGCGGUAGUUGAACGUUCAUGUCCGUCCUGCCGUCUUUCAUACGAAUUGGUUGGCAAAAAUGCUUAGAUUGAUGACAUCAUGACAUAGGCAGUUCUUGGUUUUGUGCAUUUUAAUGAGAAAAUGAGAGCUGGUGAUGGAUUCAAGUGUGAGAAAAUUGCUGCUGAUAGCCCUGAUAUGCAUGAUAUGAAACUAUGAAUUAGCUGGACAAGUGCAUUAGUUUUAUACGUAGUAGUAGUAUUAGUAAUUAGUACUACGUCAUUAACAGGCCCAAUACGCUUUUUUUAAGUCUCGGCUUAUAGUUGGAAAAAUGUAUCGGUGAGGAUGUUUUUUGCUUUUAUGAAUUAUUUAUCUCUAUGGGCUCACCUCAAAGUCGAGUUUUUCAGAAGCUGGUACGGUUAGGCUUACGUCCUGGUGAGCAAAAAGGCAUUUCAAAUGGGCUUCCGAAAUGUUUUCUUGGAAAGUGAUUCUCUGAGUUUCAUCAUUGCAGCAGAGAAGAGGAAUGAGGAUCACGCUGCAUUUGGUCUUUUCCUUGAUGAUAUAAUCCAUAUUAGCUCUAGUUUUGAUGUUAUUAAAUUUUCUCAUGUAAAAAGAAAGGAAAAUGAUGUAGCUCAUUUGACAACUAGAUUAGUUCCUAGUAAUGGGAUUGAACAAAUCUUUGUAAGAAAUAUACCAGAGAAAAUAUUAACUCUGGCUGAGAAUGACUUGAUUUGUUAAUGAAAACCUCGUUAGCUUUCAAAAAAAAGCUAAAGACCCCAUCAUAGUAAGCAACACAAAUGAGACACUCAUUGUUUAAUUAAUU